CUCAUGUCUCACAGUCUCCACCCAUCCCGCUCUGUGUCUCAGGCGUGGAGCACUUCCGUCUUCCCCCUCCAGCCACCACGAACAUUCCACAGCGCGUCGGGACACCUGCCUGCCACGCGGAGCUUCUGGAGCCCCGCCAUCCGGGACACACAUCUGCAUCAACGGACAACGGGCGUGCGCUCGUUGCCCGCUAGGUGGGCAGGCUGCCGACAGUAUGCUUUGCAUUUCGAAUUUCUUUAUGUGCCUUUUCGCAGAGCUAGCCCUCCUGAUUAUGCCCGCGGCGCCUGAAAGCGCUCCUCAUCGUCGCAACAUUGGCGGUGCAGCUUCGAUGUGGCGGAAGUUGUGCCCAAUCCCUUUGUCUUGCUGGUCAAAGUGGCUCGCUGAAGAAUGUGUUGUUAUCUCUAUCGGCGCAUCAGGAAACCUAGACGAUACACCCGAAGUGAGCUACUCGUUGUCAAGAGCGAUGGUACCGGGUGCCGCUUCAUGCCAGUAUCAUGAAUGUUGUCCAGCCAUCCAGGCCUCCUCCGCAGGGCGGAUCACUCGCGCGAGGGCGGAGCAAGCGUUUGCGGCAUCGAAAUAAAUGUCUUGGCCGGCUCCAGUGUGUGCACAAACGAUCGUGAAAUAUACACGCUGGCCGCCGCCACCGUGUUUGUCACUAUUCGGGUUGAACCAUACCCUCAGAACCGUCACCAGACUAAUCAAGACGCCACGGCAGUAUGUGCGAUCCUGGCAUAGCUGGGAGAACAUCCAAAAAGUCAAGGCCAAAGUUCCUGGGCCUGACGAUGGCGGAGGAAGGAGGGCUCUGUGUCAAACUCCACACGCUCACAGCAGCCCGCUGCUGUCAACGGCGCCCAAUGUAUACUCUUUUCUCUGUCGUCGGAUUCUUUCUAUAAGUUGCCAAGAAUAAUUGGACGCAAUGGGUUUUUGGUCUGCAUGGUCGAGUAUUUCCUUCGGGCACUUGCCAUGAGACAGAGCUGAGCAUGGCACAGCGUGAGGAGCGAUCUUUGCCAGCAUCACCAGCGGCAUUUUGAGGGCCUGAAUAUGAUGAGGAAGCGCUAUUUCAAGCCGACUGUUGCAAAUCGGUGACAUUUCAAAAAGAGAUUCCAAUGCCCGGCAGUACAAAUCCGCCCCAAGUCCCUUCGCGCUUAUCGCUCGCAGCAGCAGCACAAACCACACUGAUUACGGCCAUACUUUCAAUGAAGUGGUUUUCUGCAUGAAGAGCCUGGUUCUCGCAACGACUCUAUCCAUCGACA
Molecule: messenger RNA, 1253 nt
Organism: Microdochium trichocladiopsis
Lineage: Eukaryota; Fungi; Ascomycota; Sordariomycetes; Xylariales; Microdochiaceae
Exons: 1
Coding region: 215-580 (121 amino acids)
Source: RefSeq, a predicted model, not a curated record